Molecule: messenger RNA, 1327 nt
Organism: Cheilinus undulatus (humphead wrasse)
Lineage: Eukaryota; Metazoa; Chordata; Actinopteri; Labriformes; Labridae
Gene: ppa1b
Product: inorganic pyrophosphatase 1b
Exons: 11
Coding region: 82-957 (291 amino acids)
Biological process (GO): phosphate-containing compound metabolic process
Cellular component (GO): cytoplasm
Molecular function (GO): inorganic diphosphate phosphatase activity; magnesium ion binding
Source: RefSeq, a predicted model, not a curated record
CCCACUACCCAGCGCAGACGUUUUCUUCCGCCGCCAUCCACCAUCCCAGAUCCAGACAGCAACAAAAACCAGCCCCUAAACAUGAGCUACACCGUAGAAGAGAGGGGAAACCCGAACUCCCUGAGCUACCGGCUGUUCUUUAAAAACGCUGAUGGAAAGUACAUCUCACCAUUCCACGACAUACCUAUGUAUGCUGACGAGAGCAAGAACAUCUUUCACAUGGUUGUUGAAGUGCCAAGAUGGACAAAUGCCAAAAUGGAGAUUGCCACUAAAGAUGUUUUGAACCCAAUUAAACAAGAUGUGAAGAAAGAGAAGCUGCGAUAUGUUGCCAACGUUUUUCCACAUAAAGGUUACAUCUGGAACUAUGGAGCCAUUCCUCAGACAUGGGAAGACCCUGCACACAAAGAUGGAGACACUGGCUGCUGCGGUGACAACGACCCCAUUGAUGUCUGUGAAAUUGGCAGUAAGGUUUGCUCCCGCGGUGAGGUAAUCAAAGUGAAAGUGCUCGGCAUCCUGGCCAUGAUCGAUGAAGGGGAGACUGAUUGGAAAGUGAUUGUAAUCAAUGUAGAGGACCCUGAAGCCAACGACUUGAACAACAUCAGUGAUGUCCGACGCCUGAAACCUGGUUAUCUGGAGGCCACGGUUGAUUGGUUUAAGCGCUACAAGGUCCCUGAUGGGAAACCAGAAAACCGGUUUGCUUUCAACGAGGAGUUCAAAGACAAGGACUUUGCCACUGAAAUUAUUAAGAGCACACACAACUUCUGGAAAGCCCUCAUUUCCCAGCAGACCAGUGCUGGUAAACUGAACUGCAAAAACACGUGCGUCUCGGACAGUGACAGCCCAUACUGCUGCUCUGUGGAGGAGGCCAAAGCUGCUGUUGAUGAGACAUGUCCUUGUGGAAAACCAGAACAAAUCCCCUCAUCAGUCGAUCAGUGGUUCUACUACGAGAGGAAAUAAACAAGGAGCUGUCUGGAUUGGCACAGAGUGAAAGGAUCAUCAAUUAUAGGUGUUCUUAGAAUAGAUGGUCUUCUCUAGGAACCAGUAGGAUGAUGGGAUGUGGAUGGUCGGGCUUGGGUCAGCUUUUUUCCUGUAGACAAAGAAAGUGUUUAAAAAGUGUAGAGAAAGUCAAAUGUUCUUGACCAAUGGUUUUUCACUUAUUUAACAAAGGUCUUGUUGACCAUGUGCUUUCAUGAACAAAGUGCAGGUACUAGUAGAUGCCCUGUAUCAAAUGCUGAACUGCUUUAAAAGAGCAACUUGGGUUAAAUUAUAGUCGAUGUGUAACAUGCCCCUGCUUUUCCAGCACUGUAAAAUAAAAUAAUUGAACAAA